Messenger RNA from Zea mays, 2301 nucleotides. RefSeq lists its product as uncharacterized. The transcript has 10 exons. The record is from RefSeq and is a predicted model, not a curated record. Bases 106 to 1548 code for a protein of 480 amino acids. NCBI's taxonomy places the organism in Eukaryota, Viridiplantae, Streptophyta, Magnoliopsida, Poales, Poaceae.
CGGACCAAAACGGGUGAGGAUUGAGGAAAGGAUGGGGACGACACACGCACACCAGAACUCAGGGUCUCAACCGCCGAGGCCGAUCGAGCGAGGCAGACCGACACCAUGUGGCUGCCGCACGCGUCCGACCUCCGCGCCUUCCUCGCGGCUGCUGCCGUCGCGCAUCUCUCCUCCUCCAGGGCCUCCCGCGCCUCCCCGUGCGCGACCCCGCCACCUCCGCGGUUCCGCGCGUUCGCCUCCUCCCGCGCGUCGCCGCCGCCCUCGCCCUCGCAAACGGGAUCAAUCGCCUCUGCCGCCGCAGCAGCAUGCGAGCAUGUGGCGGAGAAGCCCGCUACAUGCACGGCCGACGAGCUGCACUACGCGCCCGUACCGGGCACCGAGUGGCGGCUCGCGCUAUGGCGGUACCUUCCGCCGCCUGAGGCGCCAAAGAGGAAUCACCCGCUGAUGCUGCUGUCUGGAGUGGCCACGAACGCCAUUGGGUUCGACCUGUCGCCUGGGGCAUCAUUUGCUCGUCAUAUGUCCAUGCAAGGAUUUGAUACAUGGAUUGUUGAAGUGCGUGGUGCUGGCCUAAGCACGCGUGAAUCAGAACUAGCUGCAACUAACACCAAGUCUGACAUCACUCCUGAUCCUAAUUUUGAUGAAAGUUCUACAACAAAAGCAAGUAUUGCUGUUCCUGCUGAGAAUAUGUCCAGUUCUCAACCUCAAAUUUCUGAAGUUCCAGUAAUAACAGAUAAGAACAUGGUAGGAACAAGUAUAUCAGAAGAACCACAGCUGGUGACAAAGUUGUCAAAUGCUUUGGCACAAUUGGGUGAAACAUUCUCAGGUUAUGUAAAAGAUAGCCGGCUGAAAAACAUAGCUGACAGUUUUUUUGAUCGAGUGUCAGAACUUGCUCCUGCUGCCUCCGUAGCUAGCCUUGAGGAGGUUUCACAAAGGAUUUUAGGUUUGUUGGAAUUGCCACAGACAUCAGUGAUAUCUGAUCAAAUUAGCAAUUUAAGCCAGCGCCUUGUGAAGAUUCUGGGGGAAAACCAACGAAGUGUUUCCCCUAAGCUGUUUGGCUGGCAAGAACGGCUCUCGGCAACCAUAGAAGACCUACAGAAACAGUUGGAGCUUAUUAUAAGCUAUGAUUGGGACUUUGACCAUUAUCUGGAGGAGGAUGUACCUGCUGCGAUGGAUUACAUAAGAAAACAGAGUGUACCAAAGGAUGGGAAAUUGCUUGCUAUUGGUCAUUCCAUGGGAGGAAUCUUAUUGUAUGCAAUGGUUUCAAAGUGUGGAUCCAAAGGGGCUGAGCCAGAGCUGGCAGCAAUUGUUACAUUGGCUUCAUCAGUUGACUACACAACAUCCAAUUCCUCACUCAAGUUGCUAUUGCCGUUUGCUGAUCCAGCUGAGAUGUUGCGUGUUCCUGCUAUCCCACUAGGAGCAUUACUGUCUACUACCUAUCCUAUAUCCUCUCGAGCACCAUAUAUUCUGUCUCUGCUUCGGUCUCAAAUUUCAGCCAAAGAAAUGAUGGACCCUGAAUUGCUUUCAAAGCUUAUCUUGAAUAACUUUUGACUGGCACAUUUUUCUUCAAAGAGCAUCUGAACAAAAUCAAGGUCCCAGUGCUUGCCCUUGCUGGAGACGAGGAUCUGAUUUGUCCCCCAGAAGCUGUUUAUGAAACUGUGAAGCUAAUUCCUCAGCAUUUGGUUACAUACAAGGUUUUUGGAGGACCCGAAGGCCCUCACUAUGCCCAUUAUGACUUAGUUGGGGGGAGAAAGGCUGUCCAUGAAGUAUACCCAUGUAUAAUAAAGUUCCUGUUUCAACAUGACGAAGUGUCUUCAUGAGUCUUUGCCAUUCAUGUCUGUAAUUACAAUGUUCAAGACCACGUCGAAAUACAUAGUAAAAUUCCCAGACUGGAACUAAAGUCCCAUAGGCCAUAUCAUUAGAAGCACAGGGGAGACUAAUCUUGCUGGUUGCUGGCACCUCGCCGACCCCGUAUGAAACCUUAAGAACCGAUGUACGUACGUAUGUAAUUGAAUUUGAGGUUGCAAAUGUAGUUUCAACUACUUUUGAAGGGUUCGUGAGUGGCGUGGUCACAUGCACGUUUCAGCCGGUUGACUGUAUGAGAUGAAUGCAGUGUAGCUGUAGUUGCACGGCGGCUCUCAGCGGCAACGGUUGUGGACAAGAACUCGUGUCUAUGUUGCAGUUCCACAACCAAAGACAGGCGCACUGCACAGAUCUCCACCAGACUAGACAACUUUCAUGGCGUUGUUUCUGAAAGUAUUAUAUCGUAUAAAUUAAAUAAAAUACGAGUCAAGUUAGGAUUUA